AAAAUAGCUGACAAAAUGAGUGUUGUGCAGGAAGCUCGUGGAAUGGGAGCUGGUCGUAAGCUUAGAACCCACCGUAGGAGGCAAAGGUGGGCUGACAAGGCAUAUAAGAAGUCCAAUCUGGGAAAUGAAUGGAAGAAACCAUUUGCUGGAUCUUCACAUGCCAAAGGCAUAGUUCUUGAGAAAAUUGGCAUUGAAGCUAAGCAGCCUAACUCUGCUAUCCGAAAAUGCGCUCGUGUUCAGCUGAUCAAGAAUGGAAAGAAAAUUGCUGCUUUUGUACCCAAUGAUGGUUGCUUAAACUAUAUCGAGGAAAAUGAUGAGGUUUUGAUUGCAGGAUUUGGACGAAAAGGGCAUGCUGUGGGAGAUAUUCCCGGAGUCAGGUUCAAGGUUGUUAAGGUAUCUGGUGUGUCUCUUCUUGCUCUUUUCAAAGAGAAGAAGGAGAAGCCAAGGUCUUAGGAUUACUGGAAGAGUUUAGCUUUUAUCAUGCUUUACUUGAUUUUUAUUUUCAUGAAAAUGGUAGUGCUUCGAAUUUUGUGAACAAAUUUUCAUUUAUCAAUUCAAAAACUGCCCUUGUUUGUUCCAAAAGGGAAAUUUUGUUUAGUUGAGUGUUAUUGUAUUGUUGACUUACA
Molecule: messenger RNA, 626 nt
Organism: Theobroma umbraticum
Lineage: Eukaryota; Viridiplantae; Streptophyta; Magnoliopsida; Malvales; Malvaceae
Product: small ribosomal subunit protein uS12-like
Biological process (GO): translation
Cellular component (GO): small ribosomal subunit; ribosome
Molecular function (GO): structural constituent of ribosome
Source: RefSeq, a predicted model, not a curated record